Messenger RNA from Pediculus humanus corporis (human body louse), 2910 nucleotides. RefSeq lists its product as uncharacterized. Lineage: Eukaryota; Metazoa; Arthropoda; Insecta; Psocodea; Pediculidae. Bases 1 to 2910 code for a protein of 969 amino acids. Gene Ontology annotation, cellular component: transcription factor TFIID complex. The transcript has 5 exons. The record is from RefSeq and is a predicted model, not a curated record. Gene Ontology annotation, molecular function: protein heterodimerization activity.
AUGAAUCGAACAAUUCAAAAUAAAAAAAAUAAUUCGCAGUUAAUUAAAAAUUGCUAUGAACAUACAAUAUUGCUUUCCGAUUGCAUUUUAGCUAAAAAAGAAAUAUUUACAUUAGCCAUAUACCUCAGUUAUAUGUAUUUCGGUUGUUAUAGAAAUUAUAUUAAUUUAGAUUAUAAUUUGAAAGUGAUUAGUGUACUUUUACAGUUUUUAAUUUUUCUAUGGUUGGGCAGAAAGAUUUUUUGGGGUGUUAAAAAAGAAUCAAUAUUUAUUGUUGAAUCGUUAGGUUUACAAAUAUCUACAGUAUAUAAUUCAAGACUUAGAUCUUCAGUGUUUAUUCCAUGGGAUUUAAUUAAUGAUGUAAUUAUAAAUGAAGUUAUUGUUAUGCAAAAAGUUAUUUUUCAUUUAGCAGUUUUACUAAAUGCUGAUAGCUGUGGUGGAGUCGAAUCGAUUGUUCCACUUUUUAUAAAAGCAUUGAAAAUGGUUGUGUCUCAAGUUUGCCAAACUAUUGGUUGGCAUGCCAUUCAAACAUCAUCUCUAGAAGUUCUCAUAGAUGUUCUUCAUAGGUAUCUAGAAGAAAUAGCUAGAACAUCUCAUUUAUAUGCUGAUCAAUUUGGUAGAACAAGGCCUAAUUUAGAUGAUUUGGGAUUAGCAUUUUCUGCAAUGGGAGUGGAAAUCAAACAGUUGGAAGAAUACAUAGAAUAUGUUGAAUCAGUGCCAUGCAAUUAUCAGGUUCCUAAAUAUCCUGUUGCGAAGGAGUCCCAUUUAAAUUUUCUCAAACCCGGAAGUAAAGAAGUUGUCACAAGACCCGUACACGUGCACGAGCAUUUACCACCGACGAUACUCGAAGAACAGGGAUAUUCUCAAAAUGAAAAUGUAUUAUCCGUUGAAACAAGUGGAUCGUCCUCGAUUCCAUCUCCUCAAGCUAGUCCUCAAAACGUUUUCAAACGUCCGGGUGAUCCCGUUGAAACUCCGGCUGCUAAAAGAGCGAGACUUUUUCUCGAAGAAGAAGGAAGACCAUUGAGGGAAAUAAGUAGCGUUAUGAUGACGACGGGGGGAUUUUUGUCGCCUGCCCGAGAAGGAAAAUUACCCGAGUCAAAAGUAAUUUUACCAACUUCUGAUUCGAGAUCUAUUUCACCUCAGCCUUCCCUAUAUCCAUCAGUUCCUCCUGAGGUUAACAGGGAAAAGAAAGUAAAGAAAAUACCCGAAGUAUCUAAAGCGGAAAAGAAAGAGAAAAAGAAAAUAUCUGAAAAAUUAGAUAAUAAUGAAGAGCCUGCCAUAAAAAAGUUGGCAAGCAUGAAGGAAAUGGAAAAGCUCAAGGCAUUAAAAACGGGUGCAUUAAAAAUGAGUGCUCGAUACCCUCCGAACUUUCAAGAAAAACUUCCCAAACCCGGAUCGAAUAAAAUUCCACCUGUGGAAAAUACUCCGUCGGAAAAAUCACUAAUUCAAAAAUUGUCGGAAUCCCCUCACUUGGUCGUGACUCCUCUUCAACCGACGGUUAAAAAACAAACUAGUUCGAAUUACGAAAAGAGUCGGGAUUCGGGGGUGACGAUAGCAAAACUAACCACGGAACCGGAUGUUCAAAAAUUGAACAUUUUCAAAAAAAUUACGAAAGUAAAAGAAGAAAAAAGUGAAAAAGUUGAAAAACAUGAAUUUUCCGACAUUGUUCCUCCUGUAAAUAAAGAGAGAUCUCCCGGUUUAAUUAUAGAAGAAGUAGUACCCAGUCGAAAGCCAAGAUCGGCUUUAAGCGAAAUGAUGGAAAGUUUACCGAAGGAUAAAAAAGAAGCUCGUCAACCCAAACCUGAACCUCGCACGCCCGAUAUUUUACAAAUAUACGAUGAUUCAUUAUCAUCUCCCGGAAGUCCUUCGACGCCGAAAACACCCGAAAUCAUGAGAAAAAUCGACAAGUCUCCCGAACACAAGAAAAAGAAAAAGGACAAAGAAAAGGAAAAGAAAAAAAGAAAAGGUUCGCCUAAAGACAGGAUAAAAACGGAAGAUGAUUUAGAAAGAAACGAAAGACCGAAAACGCCAGAAAUAUUGGAACCUUCCAGAUUAAAAGACGCACUCCCCUCUCCGGUUCUUCCAUUUUUCCCUCAUUUUCCUUCCGGUCCCGGUUUGAUUCCGCCACCGAUAACGAAUCCUCUCAUACCCAGAUUCCCUCAUCCUUUGUGUCCGAACUUUCCCAAUCUUCCUCUUCCUCCUCCGUUGCUAAUGCAACAACCCAUCAAAACGGAAGAAAUGAAAAAAGAUCCGUUCAAGAGAAUGUUUGAAAGAUCAACGUCGGAAAGUUUGUCGCCGACGAAAUUCGAAAAAGAAGGAAAAUCUCCGCUGGCUAUUUUAUUAAAUCGCGGUGACAAAGAAAAGAAAUUUAAAGAACAUAAAAAAGAUAAAAAAGAUCGGGAUAAAAUAAAAAAGAAAAAAGAUAAAAAGGAAAAAAUGAAAAAAGAUAAAAGCGAGAAAAAGCACAGGGAUAAAGAUGACAAGUACAAGGAGCAAAAAUCAAAAGAGAAAAAAGAGAAAAAAAUAAAGAAAAAGGAAAAGAUGAAGGAAUCAUCGAUUCCGAUGGUUGUGUCCGUGCCCAAACUCACAUUGAAAUUAGGUUCGUCGUCUCCGAGACCCUCAUCGCCGGAUCCGAAAUUGAAAAAACUCUUGUCGAAACCGAGUAAAAUGGAAGGGGAAGGGGACAAAACGAUGCAACCGACGAAAAGAGAGCCGACGCCGGAAAUAGCAAGGAUAUCUUCCCUUUUUAACAAACCCCCCAAAUCGUCCGAUACUAAACCCCUUCACAUACAAACGGAUUCGUUUAAAACACAAACAACAACACUCACCGUCAAGGAAUCCGUGCCCGUGAUGAAGAGUCCAGGUACGAUUAUAGACAAAGACGGUAAUAAACAUUUCAUGAGUUUUCAAUAG